GUCCAAACUCCAGCCACAAGGACAAGUCACAGUUUCCACCUCUCGCGUAUAAACAAAACAGCAACGAAUCCGUAGCCGGUAGCCCCAUCCAUCCAUCCAUCCAUUCUGCAGUGCAGCCUGCCUCACAAAGAUUCCAUCUUUUUUCAUCGAUCCAUCAUCCUUGUUCUUGCGCAGUUUGCUGCCCCAAGAUGGCUAAAUUCAGGAGGCCGUGGUUUGUUGGGUGAAUUUGAGGGAUGAGAGGGGAAUUUUGUUGCGCAAUUUGUGGUGAUGAUGCGCGAGUUUAGUGCCGAUUUGGUGGUUUUCUGGGUUCCGAUUGGUUCGUAGGAUCCGAUUUGGGUGGGCGGGAGGAGGAGGAGAAGAAGAAAGGCGAUGUCUUUCAGGAGCGUGAUCCAGGAGGUGAAGGGAGAGAUCGGCGCCAUCUCUCGGCGGAGCUUCCGGUCGCGGCCGCACCGGGCGGGGCGCGUCCGGCGGGUCGCGGCGGCGGCGGACUCGCCGGACGACGAGGCGCUGCUGCUGCUGCGGCGGCGGCAGGGCUGCUGCUGGACGCAGCUGCCGCCGGAGCUCCUCAGGGAGGUGCUGGUGAGGGUCGAGGAGUCGGAGGGGCGGUGGCCGGGCCGGCGCGACGUGGUGGCGUGCGCCGGCGUCUGCCGGAGCUGGAGAGGCGUCGUCAGGGAGAUCGUCCGCACCCCGGAGGCGUCCGGGAAGCUCACCUUCCCCAUCUCUCUCAAGCAGCCUGGCCCAAGGGAUGCUCCUGUCAAAUGUUUCAUUUCAAGGAACCGGACUACUCAGACAUAUUACCUUUACAUUGGACUGACUGAUGCAAUAUCUGAUGACGGGAAGUUCCUACUUGCUGCACGCAAAUGUCGUAGAACCAUGUGUACCGAAUACCUAAUCUCGCUUGAUAUGAACAAUAUAUCAAAGGGGAGUGAAACCUAUAUUGGCAAACUAAGAUCUAACUUCCUGGGGACGAAGUUUACUGUUUAUGAUGCUCAUCCACCUUAUGCUGGAGAUGGGGUUUCAAAGAGUCAGUCUGAACGUGUGAUUGAUUCAAACCAAGUAACCCCCAGGGUCACUGCUGGGAAUUAUCCAGUCUCACAUAUUUCAUAUGCGCUGAACGUUUUGGGUUCCAGGGGACCGAGAAGGAUGCACUGUGUUAUGGAUUCUAUCCCUGUAUCGGCAAUUGAACAAGGAGGAACAGCUCCAACACAGACUGAAUUUCCUUCGAGUAACCAUGAAUCGUUCACAUCAAUCCCCUUUUUCAAAUCAAAGUCAUUUCGAGUGAAUAGUUCAGCUGCCUCAUUACUCACUCAAAAUGAAAGUAAACUGGUUCUGAAGAACAAGUCCCCGAGGUGGCACGAACAUCUGCAGUGCUGGUGCCUCAACUUCCAUGGACGGGUAACGGUUGCAUCGGUGAAGAACUUUCAGCUCGUGGCUUCGGAUGAGAGUGGUCCAACCAACCAGGAACACGAAGAUGUGAUCCUCCAGUUUGGCAAAGUUGGGAAGGACACCUUCACCAUGGACUACCGUUAUCCUAUUUCGGCAUUUCAGGCGUUUGCGAUAUGCCUGAGCAGCUUUGAUACCAAAAUAGCGUGCGAAUGAGUGAAGGUGUGAUUCUUUCUUCCAUGUUUCUCUCUGUUGGUUUGGCAAAUGAGCUAUUUCCUGAUGAUCCACAUUGCAAGCUGGCCAUGGACUCUGCUUAGUUGCUUCCACAUUUUCUUUUGAUGCAUAAAAGGUAGAGACUCUACCUUACAACCAUUGUAUUAGUGGCGGGUCAUGGAGUUACAGGAUGCUUCCACCUUUUGGAACCUUGCAGAAUAGAGACAUAAAUAAAAGUUUUCUUAAAUUUUAUAUUUUAGUUGGAUAGGGAUAAUGAUGUAACCUGCAAUUUAGCUUUCUUGAAAUAUGUUCAACCUGCACCAUUUCAGUCACUUGUAAGUCUUGAGUUACCUUUAGGUGUUGAAUAACCACAAUUGACAGCUCAGAUUUGUAUC
Oryza brachyantha (malo sina) is the source of this 1991-nucleotide messenger RNA. RefSeq names its product tubby-like F-box protein 11. Gene Ontology annotation, molecular function: protein binding. The coding region runs from base 370 to 1599 and encodes 409 amino acids. The record is from RefSeq and is a predicted model, not a curated record. NCBI's taxonomy places the organism in Eukaryota, Viridiplantae, Streptophyta, Magnoliopsida, Poales, Poaceae. The transcript is spliced from 5 exons.